AUGUCUGUUACAACAAAAAAUUACGAAUUUACAUGGCCUGCUGGUCCAAAGGAUGUUGUCCUAACCGGUGUUUUUGACGAAUGGAAAGGCUCUAUGCCAUUAGUGCGUCAAGCAGAUGGUUCUUUUGCUUUAACUUUCCCAAUUCAAAAGACUGAAGGUGACAACAAAUUCGUCUUUAAGUUCAUCGUCGAUGGUGACUGGACCGUAAGUGACUCCUAUAAGAAAGAAGCAGAUGCAGGCGGAAUUGAAAACAAUUAUGUAGACUUGACAUCUGUCGAUGCUACUGGGACUUCCGGAAAUGUCGCAAAAAUACCUGAAGCUGGCGGGUUACCUGUUGGUUCUGCCGAUGCUAGUGGCUCAGCUACUCCUAAUCCUACCCCAAAACCAGCUAGAGCUCCACCUUCUACUUCCAACAGAAAAAAGGGUAAGAAGGGUAAGAAGAUGAAGGUUAAGAAGAGAAUUAGAAGAAACAAGAAGACUGGCGAAAGGACCGUCAUGUCUCAAGAAGUUGAAGAAAUGGAAACUUCUGCUACUAAUACUCCAAAUGAAGAGGUUACCGAAGAAGCCACCGAAGAGGACACUGAAGAUGGUGCUAACGAUGAAGAAACCUCUGAAUCCGCUACUCCAGCUCCAGCUCCGGCUCCUGCCGAACCAGCUGCAACUGCUCCUGUCGCAACCGAAGCUGAACAAGAGAUGCACACUUUGCCAGUUGACCAAAACAAGGCUACUACUCAAUUUGAAGAUACUACGGCUAUCGCCCAAACUGGUCCAGGUCCAGUAUUAACCUCUAACCCAGAAGAGAUUAAAGAAUUCAAGGAAGUCAGUGAGGUCGAUGCUGAUGAAUUGAACGCUAGAUUGAACAAAGAAUUGAAAGAAGAAGAAGCAAAUGAAAAGAAGGUUGCCGAAGAGGAAGAACCUGUUGAACCAAAGCCUGAAGAGGAAGAACCUGUCGAACCAAAGACCGAAGAAGCUCAACCAGCUCAAACAUUAGACCCAAAGAUAAACACACCUACUGAAGAGCCAUCUGUUGCUGAAGAAUCUGCUCCAAUUGCUGCUGCUGCCCCAGUUGUUGCCGAAGAAAAGAAACCACAGACUACUUCUCAACCUAAGGAAAAGAAGAAAUCCUCCUCCAAGAGUAAGACUACAAAGGAUACCAAGAAGACAACUUCUGCUGCUACCAAAACCGCUGAACAACCUCCAAAAAAGAAAGGUAUUUUUGGUAAAUUGAAGAGUUUAUUCAAAUAA
Maudiozyma barnettii is the source of this 1245-nucleotide messenger RNA. RefSeq names its product Crp1p (gene CRP1). The transcript has a single exon. Gene Ontology annotation, molecular function: protein kinase binding. The record is from RefSeq and is a predicted model, not a curated record. Gene Ontology annotation, biological process: signal transduction. Gene Ontology annotation, cellular component: cytoplasm; nucleus; nucleotide-activated protein kinase complex. Bases 1 to 1245 code for a protein of 414 amino acids. Lineage: Eukaryota; Fungi; Ascomycota; Saccharomycetes; Saccharomycetales; Saccharomycetaceae.